Molecule: messenger RNA, 1350 nt
Organism: Ricinus communis (castor bean)
Lineage: Eukaryota; Viridiplantae; Streptophyta; Magnoliopsida; Malpighiales; Euphorbiaceae
Product: isoaspartyl peptidase/L-asparaginase 1
Exons: 4
Coding region: 164-1129 (321 amino acids)
Molecular function (GO): hydrolase activity
Source: RefSeq, a predicted model, not a curated record
AGCAAUAAAAAUAAAUAAAUAAAUAGAAAGACAGAGAGCAGUUCACCAGCCAGUGUUUGUUAUAUAUGUUCCCGUAUGAAAGCAGGGGAACCAGUCUCAAGUUUCUCCAGUGAUCUUGCUGUAACUGGCGGUUGUUAGAAAACAUAAAAGAGAGACAGGAAAAAUGGGGUGGGCAAUAGCACUGCACGGUGGCGCCGGCGAUAUACCACUUAAUCUGCCACCGGAACGCCGCCUCCCUCGAGAGGCUGCACUCCGCCACUGCCUCGAGAUCGGUGUGGCCGCUCUCCAAGCUCAAAAACACCCCCUUGAUGUAGUCGAACUAGUGGUCCGUGAACUAGAAAACCACCCCAACUUUAAUGCUGGUAAAGGAUCUGUGCUAACCACUGAAGGCACAGUCGAGAUGGAGGCUUGUAUUAUGGAUGGCAAAACAAAAAAAUGUGGAGCUGUUUCUGGUCUCACAACUGUUGUCAAUGCAAUAUCAUUAGCACGAUUGGUCAUGGAGAAGACGCCUCAUAUAUAUCUUGCAUUUGAUGGAGCGGAGGCUUUUGCAAGGGAACAAGGUGUUGAGACAGUUGAUUCAAGUCAAUUUGUAACCCCAGAAAAUGUCGAGAGGCUAAAGCAGGCGAAAGAAGCCAAUAGAGUCCAGAUUGAUUACACACAACCCAUUCAGAAAAAUGAGGAAACCCAAAAUCCAAACGCUGAUGGAGACAGCCAAAUUGGAACUGUUGGGUGUGUGGCUGUUGAUACGAAUGGGAACUUAGCUUCUGCAACUUCCACUGGUGGAUUGGUAAAUAAAAUGGUGGGUAGGAUUGGGGACACACCUAUAAUAGGUGCAGGAACAUACGCCAAUAAUCUCUGUGCAGUUUCUGCUACAGGCAAAGGAGAAUUUAUAAUACGAGGUACUGUUGCUAGGGAUGUGGCUGCUCUGAUGGAGUAUAAAGGUCUCUCUCUCAUGGAAGCAGCAGCUUAUGUUGUUGAGCAGUGCGUUCCAAGAGCAACAGUUGGAUUGGUUGCUGUGUCUGCCACAGGAGAAGUCACCAUGCCGUUUAAUACAACUGGGAUGUUCCGUGCUUGUGCUACUGAAGAUGGUUAUUCAGAAAUUGCAAUAUGGCCUCCUGUGCAAGAUUGACUGAUAUUGGUAAACUUCAAUUGCUUAAAUUGAUUAUCAAAAUAUGGAACUUUGCUAAAAAUUUGUAAUGAAUUGCGUUGAGUACUAUGUAUUCUAUGUAGAAAAUUGCAUUCCGCCUUUCAGAUUAUGUACUCUUGUAAUGCUUGAGAAUUGCCAGCUUAAUUGUGCAUCUGCUGCUAUGGUAACUGCUAAAAAUUUAUAUUAAUAUCUUAUUGCACUAA